AUGCCCACUCUCGUCGUUUAUAAUCCUGUCUGCGGACAUGGCGGUGCGCAACAGCUGUUCGAUGACCAUGUCCUCCCCCUUCUGCAGCAGAACGGCGUCCGCGUCGACAAGCUGCUCGUCACCGAGCGAGCAGGGCACGCAGGCGAGUUCAUCACCGAAUACCUCGAGGCCGUCGAGGGCCCAUUCACCAUCGUGCUUGGUUCGGGCGACGGCACUCUGCACGAGAUCAUCGAGACAUUGACGACGACGACGCCCAAAGGCAUGCGCGCCUCUGCCCCGCCCGCAAAACUCACCUUCGCGCUCGUUCCCUGUGGCACUGCCAACGCCCUCUACGCCUCCCUCUUCCCGCCCGCCCCCGCCCCCGACGCCGACGUCGAUUCCGUCGAGUACAAGCUCCAGUCGGUUCGCUCGGCAUUCGUCGCACACACCCGCCCCGCCCCGCUCACCCUCGCCCUCACCACCUUCUCGCCGCCACCCGGAACGCGCGCGCGCACCCAGCCCCGCACCGCCGUCUCCGCCGUCGUCGCCUCGACCGCACUCCACGCGUCCAUCCUGCACGACUCGGAGGCGCUGCGUGCGUCCGUGCCGGGGCUGGAGCGCUUCAAGCUCGCCGCCGCCCAGAACAUCGCGCGCUGGUACACCGCGACGCUGACCCUGCUCCCCGCCCCGGGCAGCGGCAGCGUGCAGGUGUUCGACCCCGCCGCGCGCGCAUUCGUGCCCAGCCCGGACGGCCCCAUCGUCGACCUCGCGGGCCCGUUCGCGUACUUCCUCUCGACCGUCAACGUCGAUCGCCUCGAGCCGCGCUUCAGGGUCACCCCGCACGGCAGGGACCCUCGCGCAGCUGGCGGCCCGACGCUGGACGUCGUGGUCCUCCGCCCCGCCGGCGACCCGACGGCGGAGAUGGACUCGGAGGAGACGCGCGCUGCGUUCGCGAAGAAGACGAUGGCCGUCAUGGGCGGUGCGUACGACGACGGCGCGCACACCCUCAUGCGCUACGCUCCGGAUGGCAGUCUGUCGACCGAGGGCGACGGCCCGUGCGUCGUCGAGUACUUCCGCUGCGGCGGGUGGGAGUGGGAGCCGGUGAGUGCUGCAGCAUCUUCCGAUCGCGCCGGUUGCAGACGUUUGGCUCUUCCCGCACAGGACGAGAUCGACGAGCGCGCGCACCUGGUGUGCACCGAUGGCGAUAUACACGAGAUAGAGAAGGGCGGGAAGGCGUCGUGUGUCGCUGUCGCGCCCAUCGACGACAAGUCCGGCUUUGCGGUCUUUGUCUGA
Messenger RNA from Fibroporia radiculosa, 1272 nucleotides. RefSeq lists its product as uncharacterized. Gene Ontology annotation, biological process: sphingosine biosynthetic process. The transcript has a single exon. Gene Ontology annotation, cellular component: cytoplasm; membrane; intracellular membrane-bounded organelle. NCBI's taxonomy places the organism in Eukaryota, Fungi, Basidiomycota, Agaricomycetes, Polyporales, Fibroporiaceae. The record is from RefSeq and is a predicted model, not a curated record. Bases 1 to 1272 code for a protein of 423 amino acids.